GAUAGACAAUAGACAUCGAUUGGAAUGAAAGAUCAGAAAUAGAUUCUGCAGCAAAAGUAAAAUUAUAAAAUUUUCAUGAGUUCCUGCUCGUUACCGUUUUAAUUAAACGAAAAUGGAUUCCUUAGCUAACUAUGGAAGUGACGAUGAUUAUGAAGACUCCUCUGAUGAGCAGCAAAAGGACUGGCCUAAAGGUGGUAUCAACAAGAAAGAUUCCCAUACAAAGCAACCCCAUAGGUCUGAGAAUCAAGCAGAUGCCAACUAUGAAGAAGUUCAGAUGGAUCUGAGUGAGGUUAGACUUUUUCAACAGGAAUCAAACGAUGGGUCCCGUAAUGGUAAGGACAGUAGGGACAAAAGCAGCGGAGAUGAAAGACGAAGAAGCAGUCCCAGCGAUGAUAAAUAUAGAGAAGACCACAGGAGCAGAAGGGGAGAAAAUAGAUACAGAGACAGAAGUAGGAGUAGAGAUAAGAGGGAUGAAGACAGAACAAGAGACAAAAAAGACGACAGGUACGGAUCCAAAACUGACAGAUACAGUAGAGAUUACAGAAGGGACAGCUACAGAGAUAGAAAAAGCCGGAGGUCAACGAGCAGAGAAAGAAGAAGAUCUAGCAGUAGGGAAAGGAAACGCUCGUCCAGUAGGGAGAGGAGGUAUAGCAGAUCUCCAAAGCGAGAUAGGUCCAGGAGAUCUAGAUCAAGAUCUCGCUCAAGGGGACGUUAUGGGGGACCACCGAGGAGGUACGGUUAUCCCAAAAGCAAUGGUUCGAGAAAUGAAGCCUCUGAAACUUCUGCAGACAAUCAAAGUGGAAAGGACAGAUUCUUUAUGCCCGGUAUAACAGGAAAGUACAGAGAUCAGAUUGAAAAACGUAAGUUGUUAUGGCAGAAGAAAGAUCCUUCUAAGCAGCAAGAUGCAGCUCCGGCACAAGGACAGAGCGCUCCUCCUCCGGCAUCAACCUCUAGGGUGACCAAAAUCUGGGAAGCUACAACAUUUGCCCAAGAUCAAGACGGCAAAGUGGCCAGUAAGUUCAAGAGGCUGAUGGGCAUAAAGGGCCAAACAGAUACUGCACCGGUUCCGCCUGUGGACAUCAUCAAGAAACAAGAAGAGAUGUUCAGUUCGAUGGAGCAGCAAUACGAGGUUGCAAGAACGGCCACUCAUACAAUGAGGGGCGUAGGACUGGGUUUCAGCAGCAAUUACCCGCGCUAGUUGAACAUUUGUGAAAUAACUGAGAGAUUUAUUGGAUCAUUGUGUAUCUAAACAAUUGUAAUAUAUUAGCAACUUAUGAAUUGAAAGUUAAGUUGGCUUUUUUUCUUACUGACUAAAAGUGUUUUAUUUUCGCAGUCUGUGUUGAAUAUAUUUAUCAUAAGGAUUAA
This is a messenger RNA of Coccinella septempunctata (seven-spotted ladybird), 1365 nucleotides long. RefSeq names its product arginine/serine-rich coiled-coil protein 2. The transcript is spliced from 6 exons. Bases 113 to 1198 code for a protein of 361 amino acids. NCBI's taxonomy places the organism in Eukaryota, Metazoa, Arthropoda, Insecta, Coleoptera, Coccinellidae. The record is from RefSeq and is a predicted model, not a curated record.